This is a messenger RNA of Podarcis lilfordi (Lilford's wall lizard), 6126 nucleotides long. The record is from the annotation of a GenBank genome assembly. NCBI's taxonomy places the organism in Eukaryota, Metazoa, Chordata, Lepidosauria, Squamata, Lacertidae.
ACCAUGAAGCUACAUUUGGAAGGCAAAGAGGGAAGAUCCUCAUUUGUCACAAUACUGUCUCUUCAGUUUGGGUCAGGAUUUCCAGAUAGGUGAAAGCCUCAAAGAUAUCCACUGCUCCAGUCAACUUACAUUAUCUGACACAGUUCUUGUACAACUGUGGACAUACUGUGGAGCAUCAAGAUGGAGAACCCACAGCAUGUUACAUUUCUGCUAGUUGCUUUCAUUGUGUCAUCUGCUCAAGGGACUGCCAAGGUAAGUCCUAUGUCCUUCCCUGCUUUGUGUGGCUAUUGAUGAACAAAGAAUGACUAAUUAGAGGAGGUGCAGAGAACCUUUGGCCCCUCAUAUGUUGCUGAACUACAACUCCCAUCAUUCCUGGCUACAGGCCAUAUUUGCUUGGACUGAUGGGAGUUGUAGUUCAGCAGCAUCUGGAGGGCCAAAGAUCCCCCACUCCUGAAUUAGAGAAAGCUAGGCUUUCUCUAACCCAAGGGUUGCCCCAAGUUUGGAAGGAAUCUACUGUGGUAAAUCUUGGCAGUGCUAAGGAGAUGGCUAUGGGCACUUAGGCCUUGCAAGAAGGUCCAUGGGUUCAGCAAAAGUUCCCUAUAUCUUGCCAUUGGAUUAAUAUGUGAUCAAAUGAUUGCUCUUCCAGAGUCUUAUUCUGUUUUACUCACAACUGAUUCUUAAAGAUGGUGAAAUUGAGAGACAAACAGAAUUUAGAAAAGAAUGGAGUAUGCAGUUGUGAGCUGUCUCAGGUUAUAUGUCCCACGCCUCUUUCUUUCUUUUUUGCAUUAUAUGACUACUGACCAAACUAAGACAAUAGCCUUUGUUUUGUUUUUUUGAAGCUGUCUGGGUGGUGUUGUUAGGAAUGAGCAGGCUGUCUAACGGGACUUUUUUCCAAGUCAAAUACUCACCACCCAUGCUGCUGUCAUGCCCCCACUUUUCUCAGAGAAGGGAGAUAUAGGAGUUGAUAGUGCAGGGUGGAUGAGAAGAUGAGAAGUCUAACCUCAGCUGUACCUGGUGUGUCACACAUCAUUUCCUAAUGGAAUACACAUCACAGUGCUGGAUUAUAAGCCCCUGAUUCUUGGCAGGAAAUUACAUGCAGGGCACAUAAUUUGGAAAAACAGAGCAGCAGCAAGGUAUCUCCUUGACUGCACAUUAUUUAUUUGUUUAAAGCAUUUGUAUAGCUCCUUUAAUCUGAAGAUGUCCGGGUGAAGUACACAACUUCAGUAAAUUAAUCAAAUCACAUCUAUAAAACCCAUAAAAAUAUAUGGCCAAAGUACCAUAUUUUUCGCUCUAUAAGACGCACCGGACCAUAAGACGCACCUAGUUUUUCGAGGAGGAAAACAAGAAAAAAAAAAUUCUGAAUCUCAGAAGCCAGAACAGCAAGAGGGAUUGCUGCGCAGUGAAAGCAGCAAUCCCUCUUGCUGUUCUGGCUUCUGGGAUAGCUGCGCAGCCUGCAUUUGGUCCAUAAGACGCACACAUAUUUCCCCUUACUUUCUAGGAGGGAAAAAGUGAGUCUUAUAGAGCAAAAAAUACGGUAUAUCACAGGUGAACCUCAACAGCAAUCACAAAAAACCAUGCUCCAAGCUGGUGUUUAUCGGAAGACAAUGUAGACAUCAGCUGGAUUUCAAGGGGCAGGGAGUUCCAAAGCUGAGGCAACACCACAGAGACCCGUCAAUAUGUCUCCAAAUAUAAUCUACAGUUCCUAAACAUGAUAUGCAUGCAAGACCUCUCCUUGGCUGUGUGUGAUGUGUGAUGUGCAUUAUUACCUUCCAGGGAUCAUGGGGCUUUUAAUAAUGCUGCAUCCCAUUAAGUAAUGAUAUACAGAGCAUGUAAAUUACAAACAAGGAGAGGCUCAGGCUCCUGCUCUCCUCUGCAUAUUACCCUUUCCAAAGCCCAUUUUGGGUUGGACCAGUCUCCUGCUCCUGAUUCAAAUGAGGCCAGCCUGUUUGAACAUUUUAAGCUCAUCCAUUCUCUGCUUGAGGUGAGGCCAUGUGGUGGAGGUGAUUCACCAUUCAGCCAACAAUGCAUAGGAUGCAGCCUCUUGUCUGCAUAAUGGAUUGGGAGCCUUGUGUUGUGAACAGCAAACUGUCAUACAUGUUUUCUGAGAGGCCAUAUGACUCACAUGAUGCAAUUAUCAAUUUGCUCCAGGCUGGCUCCAGUGAAAUGUCAACAAAUAGAUCCCAACCGAUAUUGAACAUGGCACAUUACUCCCUCGAUGACAAGUAUGAAGGCUGCCUGGAGAGCAUGCAGAGCAUCCUGACGUCUCUCAUUCUAAGUGAGCUGAAUAUAUCUAAGAUCUAUAAGGAAGCAUGGGAGGAAGCACUGUUUAAUUGGCAGGAGAACCAGUCCAAGUUAUACCCCAAGAAUAUGGAAGAGCUCUCUGAAGUGGCUAUCUGGGCAUACACUGGAGCAUACCCUUCACUCUACAGGAAGUUCAAUGCUGCCACCCGCACAGCAGGAAAAGGGCCUGAGGAAUAUGAGGCCUACCCUUUCAAGUCCCUGCAUUUCCUCUUAACCCAGGCAACCCUGUCAUUCAAACGAAAGGACCACAAAUGUGUUAAGGUCUACAGGGGCACUGGUGUGAAGUUUUCCAUCAAUGACCUCUUCAGGUUUGGGCAGUUCACUUCCACAUCAGAGAACUCGACUGUGGCCGAAGUGUUUCAGACUGUAACCUUUUUCAAAUUGUUCACCUGCGAGGGGAUUGAUAUAAGUGAGAUGUCACUUUUUCAAGAAGAGGAGGUGUUGGUCCCUCCCUAUGAGAUUUUCAAGGUCACGUCAGUUGAAGACACCCCAGAUGGCCAGACCGUAGAUGCCAAGUCAGUGGGGACUUGCAGCUACCACAACUGUGCUUUUGAGGGGAAAGGUAACCAAAUGGAAGUUACUGGGCUUUUCAUUUUGUGGGGCACCAGUUCUAAUUCCCCAUCCCUCCCUGUCUGGGUUGGGUUUGGCGUAGUUGGGUGGGUGGGCAGAAGUAAAUUUCAUGAAGAAAUUGGAUGUGUGAAUUUUUUCUUAAUCCAAUACCAUCCUAAAUGGAUGAGGGAAAAACAUGUUUUCUUUUCUGUAUAGGGUGUAAAAUCAGUUCUAAAAUCCUCCUCCCACUAUGAACUAGACCAGAGGUUCCCACUUUUUUGGCCUACUACCCACUUUUCAGAAAUUGUUUUACUAGUGGCCUCUGGAAAUCUACCUUCUUUAAGCAUUUAAAAGCCCAUGGGGUGGCGCUGGUGUCACAGACCACCUGCCAUUGGCCCACUAGGCAGGCAAGCCAUGAUCUACAUCCUGGGCCUGGAUAAGGCCAAAAAGGGUUCACCCAAACCUCUCACCUCCAGCACGACCGCCAGAUUCAGGGGAGGUGUUGACCUGGUUGUUGGCAUCAGGUAGGCAACAGAUGAAACAUGUAUGAACAGUUUUUCAAAAUUUUCUUAUCUUCUUUCUUUAUCCUUCCACAGCUCCCUUAUUUUUAUUCACCAACCUGAGGCUACUACCACCCCCACCGGAUUGUUCUAGCACCCCUCAAGGGGCGGUAUCACCCACUUUAGGAAACACUAAACUAGACAAAUUGGAGAGACAGAUAUACAGAAUCUUGCCCCUUCUAAGGUUCUCAGACUAUAAGAUGGGAAUUGGGAGAAUGGUUGUUUAAAGAGGGGAAAAUACUUCUCUCUCUCUAUUCUAUAGGUUGGGAUAACAACCAAGCCUGUCCUGGACAUCAAGGUAUGUGACAGCCUGAGAUGGAAUUAAAACUUGGUGUUGGUGGUGGAGGUGGAGGGGAUGACUAAAAUGGAUCUAUAUGGAGUGGUUUUUGGAAUCCCUAGAUUCCUUAGCACAGGAAAGGUUAGCCUGCAAAAGAAGAUAGUUAAAGGUGGGGGCCUUGGGGCCACAUUCCUCCUGGGAAACCUUCUAGAGGCCGCAUGCCAGUGAUGGGAGGGUUCAAGAACGUAAGUGGGCCGUGCUGCAAUGGAUGAGACUCUUACUUUUGUUCACUUGGCUCCAUUCCAACCAUGCAAAAAACCUGAGGUUUCUACACCCAUAACCACACUUCUCGAUCCUCCAUCAGGCAAGCAAGAGGUACCAGCAGUACAGUUCAAGUACACAUUCCAGGAAGGCAAAAGCACUCAUGAGCAGGGCUGGUGAGGAAUGUGGCCCAGGGAAGACUGGAUAAAGAGAUCCACAGAGUCACAUUUGGCACGAGGGUCUCAGCUACAGUUCCUAGCAUUCCCUGGGAAGAGAGAUUAAACCUCUCUGGGAAUUGUAGCUCUGGGCAGGGGAUGGAAGUGUCCUGACAACUAUCAGCACCCCUAACAAACUACGCUUCACAAAUUCCUUGGGGGAAGCCACAACUGUUCAAAAUGGUAUCACGGUGCUUAAGAAUGUAUGGUGUGAAUGUGGCUUGUAUCUCAACCCAUGUUGUUCUUUUGUUAGAGGGAUAUGUCACGUUUCUCAAGAGCAGAUUGCAUUCUUCUUGUGUACUUGUGGCAAUGCAUCUCCACACUUUGCAAUUCUAGAAUCACAGAAUUGUAGAGUUGGCUCCAAGGGUCAUCUAGUCCAACUCCCUGCAAUGCAGGAAUCUCAACUAAAGCAUCCAUGGCAGAUGACCAUGCAACCUCUGCUUAGAAACCUCCAAGGAAGGAGGGCCUGCAAACUCCCAGCUUUUACUGUUCGACUCCUCUGAAUCUUAUGUUUAUGACAAACACCACAUUUCACAGUAGCUAGUUUUUUAUUUGUUUUUCAAGGAAGGGUAAAGAAUAACAGCAAUAGUCUCCAUUAUCAAACUCACCAUAAAAAACUCAUGAAGCCAUUGUUUCAGGCAGCAGUCUCCAAUGUUCCUUCUCCCUGCAGACUCUCUGCCAUCAGAUAGAGCGGGAGGAGGAGAGAAAUAGUUUACAAUAGUCCACACUUCAUUGCUGAAGUCACUUACAGGCAGGUUAACAGCAUAUUCCUGUGCAUUUUGCCCAUUGUUUUCCUCAGGGCAUUCCUCCAUCAUCAGGUUUUCUAAUGUUCAAUAAGUGCACCUUUAUUUUCCACAUUUGUUGCACACAAUUCCCCCCUUUCUAAACAUGUAGAAUAGCUCUUGUCAUGGAGCAAGAGCUACAUUAUUUUAGUUUGUAGGUGGACUAGCCACAUUCUCUGCUAACCCUAAAGCUUUGCAAUGUGAGGCUGAAACCACAUCAGGGUGUGCCCUACUAACUUCUGAAUGCACUUUCUGUCUUUUCCUCCACAGUGCUGUAUUUGUGAGACCUCACCAUCCCAGUGAUGUCAGGUUGUGGCCUGCCAAGAAUUACGCUUUGCAAGAAUCUCUGUGGUUUUUCCACAUUGUCUAUGUCUAUAUUUGUAGAUGCAGGGUCAAGAAUCUGAAGGAAUGCUGGCCCCAAAUGUUCCACAGCAAUUUCAUUUUCCCUUUUACAGGUAGCAAAAUGGAGGGGCGGGGGGAAAGAGAUAUUUCAUCACUAUUUGAGAACUGCAAAAAGAAGGGCAAAGGGAGUGGGGGAUGUAGGCCUUAUUUGCGUCAAGUGCUUUGUUUUUCUAGAAAAAUAGGUGCCAGUACUCACCAUGAAGUUGUUGCAGUAAGUGUUACACUUUUAAACAAAAACAAAAAAAGAGAGGUGGCGGUACUGCGUACACUAGAGUACCCCCUGAAAAAUGCACUGCUUGUUGCAAUGCCCCUCUGUAUGGCUGGCAGCCAUAAUUUUUCCCUCUGCUCCCCCAACAUUCUCUGGGAAUGAAAAUACAUGACAAUGACUUAUGUUUUCCCCUUGGGCCAUGUGGCAAGUGGUGGAAAUGUUCUCUCUCCCUGACCCCAGUUUCAACCCAGAUAAUUUUUGGCUGAGCCUUAAUCUAAAGACAUGUGCAUAAAUAUUGAAGACCACCUAAAGCAGAUUAACAGCACAAUCCUAUAUAUACACAUCCUCUAUAUAUAUAGUAUAUCUGUUCCCAUUGAGUUAAAUGGGGCUAAGCGGGUAUAGAAUUGUACACUGAUUUUCUUCUUCUUUUCUUUUGCUUUGCAUAAUAAUCUCCUGCACAGCUUGACUUUGGGGCUUCGAUUUGUAAAACCACUUAAUCUGACGUGUAUGAAAUAAUUUUCUGAAUUAUCUGUCAGGGUUUUGAUAUAACCACAUAAUAAAAAGCACUUUU